GACUAUCUUCCAGUGGCAGGCCCUUCGAUAAAAUCAGGAACUUGCGCUGGCCUUGCAAUGUCAAGGGAGGGGGCUCACCCAGGGCUCCUGUAGCUCAGGGGGCAGGCCUGAGCCCUGCGCCCGCCUGAGUCAGUCUAGCCCCUGACGGGGCUUCCUAUCCCAAGGGGCUCCGCACUGGGCCCCACCGAGGCAGGGGACCUGGGACCUGACCGGCUCGGAGCUCGGCUGGAUGUUACAGGCGUGCAAAAUGGAAGGGUUUCCCCUCGUCCCCCCUCAGCCAUCGGAAGACCUGGUUCCCUAUGACACAGAUCUGUACCAACGCCAAACACACGAAUACUACCCCUAUCUCAGCAGUGAUGGAGAAAGCCACAGUGACCAUUACUGGGACUUCCACCCGCACCACGUGCACAGUGAGUUUGAGAGCUUUGCCGAGAACCACUUCACGGAGCUGCAGAGCGUGCAGCCCCCACAGCUGCAGCAGCUCUACCGCCACAUGGAGCUGGAGCAGAUGCACGUGCUGGACACUCCCAUGGCGCCCGCCCAUGCCGGCCUCAGCCACCAGGUCUCCUACCUGCCUCGCAUGUGCCUCCCAUACCCUUCCCUGUCCCCGGCCCAGCCCAGCACAGAUGAAGAGGAGGGUGAGCGGCAGAGUCCCCCGCUGGAGGUGUCCGAUGGGGAGGCCGAUGGCCUGGAGUCUGGGCCAGGCCUCCUGCAUGGGGAAACAGGCAGCAAGAAGAAGAUCCGCCUGUACCAGUUCCUGCUCGACCUGCUCCGCAGUGGCGACAUGAAGGACAGCAUCUGGUGGGUUGACAAGGAUAAGGGCACCUUCCAGUUCUCGUCCAAGCACAAAGAGGCGCUGGCACACCGCUGGGGCAUCCAGAAGGGCAACCGGAAGAAGAUGACCUACCAGAAGAUGGCCCGCGCGCUGCGCAACUACGGCAAGACGGGCGAGGUCAAGAAGGUCAAGAAGAAACUCACCUACCAGUUCAGCGGGGAGGUGCUGGGCCGCGGGAGCCUGGCGGAGCGGCGCCACCAGCCCCACUGAGCCCCGGCCAGUGACCCGCUGGGCCGGCCAGGCCUCCCUGCUGGCCAUAGCAUUAACCCCCACGCCGGCCCGGACACAGGGAGGGACGCUCCCGGGGGCCAGGGCAGGACUGUGGCCGGCCAGGCCUCACUCACUACCCACUCCCUCCUCCAAGCCCCUGCCCACGCUCCCGCUUCACCUCCCUUCAGGACUCUAGCCCUAGCUCCAGAGUGUUUGACCCCAGAAAGGGUCAGCCUGGCUUAGUACAACCAGGCGCUUCCUUGGGAGUUUGAAGUUACCAUGUCUGUGUAAAUUGAACCUAGUUUUUAAGCAUGUCCCUCCUCACCACCCCCCUUACCUUUCCUCUUAUUAAAGUUAUUCUCAGUGAGUCCUCUUGCAGCA
Molecule: messenger RNA, 1426 nt
Organism: Miniopterus natalensis
Lineage: Eukaryota; Metazoa; Chordata; Mammalia; Chiroptera; Miniopteridae
Gene: SPI1
Product: Spi-1 proto-oncogene
Biological process (GO): cell differentiation; regulation of transcription by RNA polymerase II
Cellular component (GO): nucleus
Molecular function (GO): DNA-binding transcription factor activity, RNA polymerase II-specific; sequence-specific DNA binding
Source: RefSeq, a predicted model, not a curated record